CCAGUGGCGGAUGUAUGUAACAGCAGCAUACUGAAUGAAGAGGAAAUGCUCUAUCGUUUGCAAUAAUCGCCAAGACACGAUCUGCGAUAAUGGCUACCAAUCACUCUUGUCUACCCUGCACUUUUGUUGCGAUAUCUGGAGACAACUUCUAUUUUCAAGUUAACGACGAUGAAACAGAUUUGCAGUGUGAUUCAUAUCAAAUAGCCACAACAUCCAAGGCCAAGCAUUGGCUCCGAGUCCAAGACAACUGCUUUCUCUCAGUUACUGGAGAACAGUGUCACUUUGUGCAUUUAAACGAGGAGGAAGAAGGACCUGACUGUCAGUUCAUCGUUCAACCGUUCAACGAGACCCCGGACUCCCCCCACUCUGAGGCUAGAGGAAGGGCCGUCACCCUGGCUGUUAGGGAGGAGAGCAAGUACAAGGUGGUGUCCUGUCGGGAGGGCAGCAACGACAUCAAGGUGGAGAUCAUGAAUAAACUUCCAGAGACAGUCGGCGACACUGACUGCUGGUUCUUGUUCUACAUGAAGGACUGUAUUGGGAGGAGUGGGCACUACCUGUUCGUGUCCGCUGCCAAGCCGAAAUUCGCCCUGGCCAUCGAACCGGAACAAGGGACUACCCGAAUAAACAAACUAGUGUUGCGACAAUUAGAUGAUGAGGUGGACGAGGGCUGCCACAUUGCAGUGCCUGAAGUGCGUCGGUCUGUAAAUGCAAAUAAAUAGAUGAUAAAUAAA
Molecule: messenger RNA, 731 nt
Organism: Gadus morhua (Atlantic cod)
Lineage: Eukaryota; Metazoa; Chordata; Actinopteri; Gadiformes; Gadidae
Exons: 6
Coding region: 90-719 (209 amino acids)
Source: RefSeq, a predicted model, not a curated record